AUUUCACAUAUUUUAUAGGGCUUUUUAUAAUGACUUAAUCCAAAAGUAUUAAAACGGUGCGCCACUUAGCAGUACAUAAAUAACUUCAACUCCCGAAGUCCUCGUCGGUUCACUUCAGGACGACAGAGCGAGCCGCCGUAGAAUCUCAUACAAACUAUCGCUCCUCCUGAAUCAACCGAAUGUUGACGUUUACAACAGGGACUGCAGCCCGCUCCGCUACAGCUUGCUGACAACACGGGCUGGACUUUCCAGCCGAGACUUGAGGGAGAAACGUCUAAGUGCAAUUCCAGCAAGAUAAGGUUGAAUGUAAUCAAAUUUCGGAAAUGGUCGACAGAGUCCCCAUGAUGACAGGCAGGACAAGGAGAUCAACCAUCGGCCCCACGCCAGCGGGGGGCAAUUCGAAACAAGCCAAUGGCAGCAAGCAGAGCAGCGCAGGGGAAAAAACGCCAAGCCAUCCGAGCCACAGCAACGGGAAGGUGAAGAAGGAAAAACAGGUGCACGAGCCGGUCAGGACACCACAGGAGAGGAGUACAAUCUGCGAAAGACUCAGCUGCCAUGUCCUCCAGGAGUCCCUGCUCAGCUCAGCCAGUGGAUACAGUAACUAUAGAGGUAUCCUCAACUGGUGUGUGGUCAUGCUGGUCUUGAGCAAUGCACGCCUUUUCCUGGAGAAUCUCCUAAAAUAUGGGAUAUUGGUGGACCCUAUCCAAGUUGUUUCACUGUUCUUAAAAGACCCAUAUAGCUGGCCUGCACCAUGCCUGGUCAUUGUCUCCAACGUGUUCAUAAUGGCAGCUUUGUACACGGAGCGGAGGCUAUCUGUGGGCACCAUCUCAGAGACGACUGGAACAUUCCUUUACUUGGUCAAUCUGACUACCCUCCUCUGUUUCCCAUCAGCCACUGUGCUCAUGCUGACCUCCAUGACCCCAGCUGGUGGAGUCUUUGCCCUGGGUGUGUACACCAUCCUCUUCAUGAAGCUGUACUCCUAUAAAGACGUUAACAUGUGGUGCAGAGAGAUUAGACAUACCCAAGCCCGCACCCUGACCCGCUCCCAUUCAUGUCCAUCUGUGGCCCAGUCAAAUGGAUCAGCUGUACAUUCUCAUGUGUCCUACCCUGGGAAUCUCACACACAGAGAUAUAUAUUACUUUGUGUUUGCCCCAACACUCUGCUAUGAGCUGAACUUCCCCCGGUCACCACGGAUACGCAAGAGCUUCCUGUUGAGGAGACUCUUUGAGAUGCUUUUCUUCAUACAGUUACUGAUUGGAUUGGUACAACAGUGGAUAGUGCCGACGAUUCAGAAUUCCAUGAAACCAUUCCAGGAUAUGGACUUUUCCAGAAUGAUGGAGCGCAUGUUGAAACUGGCUGUUCCCAAUCAUUUAAUCUGGCUCAUCUUUUUCUAUUGGUUUUUCCACUCUUCCAUGAACUUCGUAGCUGAGCUGAUGCAGUUUGGAGACAGGGAGUUUUACCGGGACUGGUGGAACUCUGAGACUGUCACUUACUUCUGGUCUAACUGGAACAUUCCUGUGCACAAGUGGUGCCUCCGCCACUUUUACAAGCCCAUCAUGAGGAGGGGAGUGAAUAAGUGGGUCGCCCAGACGGCCGUCUUCCUGGUCUCCGCCUUCUUUCACGAGUACUUGGUGAGCGUUCCUCUGAAAAUGUUCAGACUGUGGGCGUUUAUGGGCAUGAUGUCUCAGAUCCCACUCGCCUGGUUUGUCGGCCGCUUCCUGAGAGGUAACCAUGGCAACGCUGCGGUCUGGAUCUCGCUCAUCAUUGGCCAGCCCGUCGCCGUGCUGAUGUACGUCCAUGACUACUAUGUAAUACAUUACAUGUCACAAUCAUGAACAGUUGGUCGCAAGCAGGAGCAAUACAUUAUACUAAAGGACAAAUUGAAUGUCAAAUGUUUACUUUGAAAGGGAAAUAUUAUAUGAAGCUUGACUGAAUUAGUAAGAAUUUUACACUAAGUAAAUAGUUUGGCCUCCAGAAACAAUUUCUAAUGCACUUAUACAUCAGAGACUUGGCGCCGUCCUAUCAUUGCUGUGAAACACUGCCCUGACAAAACUAGAACAUUUGUAGGCCUUUUCUCGGUUUCUUACUUAGUCUACAAUUAUGAAGAUCAACGCACACAUUCCUAUAGAUAAACCUUACUAUCGAAGUGCUGCUUUUUCUCAUGCGUUUGACACGUCUUUUUUGCCUUUGAUUAAAUGACCUGAGUAUUUUAUUUGAAGUUGUGAACUCAUGUGGCUGCAGUAAUAACCAGUCACAUGUAUUGUGCAUAAGUCAAGCCAAAUCUGUUAUUACACUUGUGAAACUAAUGUGUUUGCACUACAAUGCAUGCUGUUUGCUAAUAAACUUUUUUUUCUUUUGCUAUAA
Molecule: messenger RNA, 2364 nt
Organism: Oncorhynchus keta (chum salmon)
Lineage: Eukaryota; Metazoa; Chordata; Actinopteri; Salmoniformes; Salmonidae
Product: diacylglycerol O-acyltransferase 1-like
Exons: 17
Coding region: 324-1835 (503 amino acids)
Biological process (GO): triglyceride biosynthetic process
Cellular component (GO): endoplasmic reticulum membrane
Molecular function (GO): diacylglycerol O-acyltransferase activity
Source: RefSeq, a predicted model, not a curated record